ACACAUACACCAGGGCUGAAUCACCAGGACCUGCUUCAGAGCGCUGCCGUCUCCAUCAUACCAGACAGCUGUGCUUGAGUGUGUGCCUACCUCAGCCUGCCUCUCUCUCAUUCUCUCUUGAUUUUUCUCCUGUCCCUCUCUCUCUCUACCCCAUCCCUCUCUCUUUCCUUUCUCUCUACCUUAGACACUCUCAUCCACUCCCGCUUCUCUCUCCCUUCCCUCUCUCUCUCUCUCUUACCCACCCUCCUCCCUCUCUCUCUCGGCUGUCCUUGACGGUGCUCUGUGGAGGAGCAGAGCACUGUAGUGCUGGGUUGUGCAGGAGGAAGCAGCCAGCCAGCCAGCCUUUGCCCAGUGGAUACAUACUGUUCUGUCUCUUCCAACGCUGCUGCCGUUACCCGGGAUACGCAGUCGGGCCUGCCGUGCUGCCAGGGGAGUCGAGGGCUAAUGCCAGUCUGCCAUGUCGGCUGAGUGCCAACCUAAGGGGAACGCGUUUUAAAGUGCCCAUUGCGCCAUGUCUGCCACACAGCUGGAGGAGACAGAAAAUGUUUUUGACCUGAACGAGGCCAUCCCAGAGACAGAGCUGCUGGACAACAGCAUACAGAAGGGGCGUGCCCAGCUGUCCGUCAAAGCCAGGAGGCACCGCCCCUCUCGCUCUCGCUUCCGAGACAGCGUCAGCUCCACAGAGGGAGAUGACAGUCUUGAGAGGAAGUGUCUGGACAGCCCAUUGCACUCCGUCCGUUCCCCCCUCCACUCCACCCUGCGAGGAGGCUCCUCCCCUUCGCCUGAUUCGCUCCUCUCCUCGUCCUCCCCUUGUCCCACCUUACGGAGCCCCGUCUUCUCCUUCGACACCUCCUCCUUACGGCGCUCCCCGGAGGAGGGCGGGACCGGGUCGCUAGCCCCUCGGGGGCGGUACCGCCAGCUGACAAAUGCCACGUCUCAGGAGGCCCUGGUGACCACGCCCAACAGCUCUCCCUCCAAGUCGUGUCCCAGUUCGGACUGCUCACCUGUUUACAUUCGACGGGCACGACGCCCAGACAGUGAGGUGUUAGUUUCAGAAAACAGUCGAGACACCAGCCCGGCCGACCCCGGCAACAACAGCCUUAUCUUCGACAAGAAGACAAAGAGGAGGUUCUUGGACCUGGGGGUCACAUUGAGACGCUCCUAUGUGAGAGUCAGAAAAGACAAGUCAAACAGACUGUCAAUGGGAAGCCGGGAGUCAUCUGAGAGCCCGUCCAGGUCCUCUGGCUCGUUCGUGCCUUUCUCCUGGUUCACUGACAGCGCCAGGGGCUCUGUGUCCUCCGGGGCAACCCCGCCCUGCUCCCCCAAACUGGUCUCACAGGACUGCAGCCCUCGCAAGUCCAACUCUCAGGAGUCUGCCCUGAGUGAUGAGUUCUCUCCGCCCCCCCGUAGUCCCCCCCACGCCUCCAGUGGGACCACAGCCGACUCGUCCUCCCGCUCCUCACAACGCUACCAGACCCUCUCCCAGUCUUCAGACGAGCCUAUUGACGAGCCACUGUGCCUAGUGUCGUCGUGGAGCACCCAGCAGGUGUGCCAGUGGCUGAAGGGGUUGAACAUGGAGCAGUACAUCUCAGAGUUCACUGCCAGGGACAUCGACGGGGAGCAGCUCCUCCUGAUGGAUGGCACCAAGCUCAAGGGUUUGGGAGUGAACAGUUCGACGGACCGCAGUGUCCUGAAAAGGCGGAUCAAAGACAUUCACACAGCAGCGGAAAAGGAGCGCAAGGCUCUGGACAAACUGGAACGCCAGAAAGAGAAACAGCGCAAAAAGGAACAGGAACUACGCAGGCUAAACACAAGCUAGACAUAACCACCAGAUGGCGCUAAAUGACCACAGAAAUACUCCUGACAAGAAACUGGUGCUGGGGAACCAUCUCCAACUUUCCCAUUAUCAUGAUAGCAUUGAUGCUAAGUGGAGUUUUGUGCAAAACGUUGGAAUUUGCACAUAGACUUUUGUACUGUACCUCCGGUUUGGAUGUGAGGCUUUGAACCCUGUGAUGGGCGGGACAGUGUGUUGUCUAUCACUGACACAUGAUCAAUAACAGAAUGAAAGCUCCAUUAACUUCUUGUCAAACGGCUUUAUUUUAUACCAAGAUCGGAACCCAAAGUGGGCAUGUGAGAGGUGGGUCGCGAGUUAUGAGAAUACAUCUACAAUCACACACUAUUUAUUCUUAAUUUGGGUAGUUGGGGGACAAUUUGGGUCACGGCAGGACUGUCCAUUUCUAAUUUGGGUCCAGAGGUGAAAAAGUUCAAAAAACCCAUGUUUGAGACCGAUCAAUCAGUGGUUGACGCAACAUGAUAGGUCCCGCCCAUAUUUGGGUUCACACGUCUCAUUCUUCCUGGCUGUGACAAAUGUGUUCUUCUUUGUCAAUCAGUAAGGUUAUCCACCCUUGUGGAAAAUGACAAAUAUUUUGUUACUCGAAAAGAAUAUGUGUUAUGUGACUUCUACACACAUUCAAUGCAUUGACAAAAUCAUACUUUUCCCAUAACUUUUGACUGUACUCGCAUACAGCACAUUCUAGCAAAUAACACACUAUCAAAACCUAAACCAUGGUCUGAGUUAUUAUAGGAAUAAUAUAAUUACAGAAAUUAGCAUUUAUUUAUUUUACAAAGAAUAUAAUCACAUAAUUUAGCUUUAAAAAAACAAAAUCUCAUAACCACAAGCCAGUAACACCCAACCACAUUCAUAUUGUAGUAUGCAUCAAUACUGUCAGUGGACAGAAGUUAAACUUGAAGUAACAUGAAGAUUUGUCCAGGACAUUGUCAAGAUAAGACGCUGAUGAGACAAAUGUGAUUUUUGAGCAUAUUUAUAAAUACUGUAUGUUUGUGA
This is a messenger RNA of Salvelinus fontinalis (brook trout), 2845 nucleotides long. RefSeq names its product sterile alpha motif domain-containing protein 14-like. The transcript has 10 exons. The record is from RefSeq and is a predicted model, not a curated record. Gene Ontology annotation, cellular component: dendrite; postsynaptic density; cytoplasm. Gene Ontology annotation, molecular function: actin filament binding. NCBI's taxonomy places the organism in Eukaryota, Metazoa, Chordata, Actinopteri, Salmoniformes, Salmonidae. The coding region runs from base 512 to 1819 and encodes 435 amino acids. Gene Ontology annotation, biological process: actin filament organization; neuron projection development; calcium-mediated signaling.